UCCCUCCUGGUCAUUGUCGUCAUUGCCCACUCAAGCAAGCACGCUCGGCGGGUCAGGGCACCAACAUUGAGCAGAAGGCUUACAGCUUCGUCGACCAACAAACCGCGGCACAGCAGCAGCAGCAUUUUUCUUCCCAAGAGAAGAACAACGUGGUUCUGAGAGGCGGGGCAUCGAGGAGGCGCGGGAUGCAGCGUACAUAAGGGGGGAUACCACGACAUAAGCUUUCUACCGGCGAAGGUUGUUGGGACACACUGAACAGCAUUAACAGCUGCGAGACAAGAUACCCCACUCGCAGCCACCGGGGCCCACUCUUCCCGCUCACCCCGUCCUCCCGCAAACCGCCCUUGCGCGCCAGCUUCCAACCGAGGACCAUGUGGACGCCGCGUCAAGUUCUUUUUGCCGCCCUCGGCCUCUUGAUGCUGUCGCUCCCCCGCACGCUGGGGCAGAACCGACAGACUCCGGCACCCCAACCAACUCCCGCACCAACACUAGGCCCCACAGCGGAACCCACUCCAGCACCGACCCUAGCGCCCACUGAGGCGCCCACGCCAGCACCGACCAUGGAACCAACACCAGCACCUACGCCAGGGCCCACUGAGCCGCCCACGCCGGCGCCCACCUUGGCACCGACGUUUGCCCCGACACCUUUCCCCACGCCAGCGCCAACUUUGUUCCCCACACCUGCUCCCACCUUCAGUAAGGCCCCAACCCCAGCGCCAACCCCUGCGCCAACUCCUCCGCCGACGUUUCCGUACUACAGUUUCUGCGAGCGGCCGUAUCCGUUCGCUAACGAGAGUGAUAUCCUUUGCGUUGAAAUGGCGACGGAUCAGGACAGGGCGAACGGUGUCGGGGCAUUCUACGACGAGCUUGGUUGCGCGGGGGCGCAGUCGGGAACGGGUUUCGUGGGCUGCUCUCUCGGAGGCGUCCCCAGUUGCAGGCUGUGCGUUUUCCACCGCGCCCUCUACAGCCAGACCAUUCUCAACGGGGAGGAGGUGCCCUUCGUAGACUGCCCUUGCUGCGUGCCGGAAGUGUACGGGGUGGGAGGGGACAUCGAUUGCGACUUCGUCACCUCCGCAGCCCCGAUCCCAGUCCCGGCGGCCACGCCGUCGCCGACCAUGGCGCCGCAAGCUGCGCCGACCAUGGUUUCCGGUGUUACAUCUUCCCCUCUGGUGGAAGACGAAGCGAGGGGGGGGGUCGCGACGCUGGCGCCGGUCAUGGCCGUUACUCCAGCUCCUACCGCAGCCCCGACGAUUGCGAUGGAACCCUGCGAAGUCGGCGUGGCGGGUGACACAACGGGUGACUCCACGUUGUGCGUCGACAUCGCAUCUACCUUGGACUUGGCAAACGGCAUUGGGACCUACUACGAAGCAAAUUGCGAGGGGCUCGGCUGCGACAUCGCCGGCAAUGUAGACUGCCGACAGUGCAUUUUCGACGAGACUGCUUACGCGGCGUCGGGGGGAACGGAUGCUCUGGUGGAGUGCCCCUGCUGCGUGCCAGUCAUCUACCAGCUUCGGCCGGAUAGUUCGGAAUGCACCUGGCCCGCGACACCAACCCCCAUAACCGUGGAAGGGAGCGGCGGAUCUCGCCCGGUGAUUCCUGCUGCUGUUGCUUCCGCCGUUGGAAUCAUCGGGGGACUGCUCAGCCUCGCGCCGUUCCUUUGGACCUCGUGAGUCAAGCUGUCAUUGUGCCACUGAUUAUUUGACAUUCUCCGGCGGCCGAUUGUGUCAAUUCAGCGACACGGCCGUGGCUGAGCGCAGUGACUCGCGCGGGGAAAUCACAGCAGGAACGGCUGCGUUUGGGGGGUGCUUAAAAGAACAGUCUAGGUGUCGUGAUUGGUUGGCUUUUGGUUGAAGGUCUCCGUCGGCGAAAGGUUGGGCCUGACACGGGGUGCUUCUCGACCGCGUGGGUCAGGGAACGCCGGCAUGGCUGACUCCGGCUACACCGUUUUGGACCGAGUCGAUCGGGUUUGUACGGCAAUCUCUCGAAUUCUGUCUCUUUCUCGGAACUCUGUCUGCACUGAACUGCAGGCACAACGUUGCAGAGAUUGCUGUUGUACAUUUCGUGGCAAGUCCUCCCGCCUAGAACUCAAGCACGCUGGGGUUACUGUUGACCGUGACAUCUUGCCCAUACGUUUGUACCGUUCUCUACACAUAUUGCUGAUUCGGGCAUUUAUUUAAUAAUGCCGCCUGGCGCCUGUGGACUUGAAGCGACUGUAUUGGUAUUUUUUUUAUCCCGACGAGGCCCUUUUCGUUGGAAAUUUCAAGACAAUAGCCAAGAACCACGGCGGCAUCACACAUGCUGCGUUUUUUUUUUCGUCUGGGGUGCCUCACCAGCAGCCUGUAGGCCUCGUUGCUACUACCGUACCAAAAACUAUUGAUAUAUGCUGCCGGGGAUGACGAUGCUUAGGUUGUUGGCCGUCGUCGCGAAGCACGGAAGGGGUUGGCACGCCUUUUGUGAAUUAUGUCUAGAUACCGUCGUUCGUUGUGCUAAUAGAAAAGCGCUGACAUAGUAGCGACAUCGGGAGCUUUUGGCACCAUUUUUCAUGGGUUUUUGCGUCAGUCCACUGUAGUCACCUCUGCUACUUCGGAAUUGACUUCGCGGGCGCAAUAUUGCAUUUUACCUUGAGUAUGUAGACUAUGUCCCUGUCAAACUAGUCAAGAAUAACCCGGCCUGCUCGUGGUGGUGCAUUAUUUGGCAUCAGCACUCUGGGAGAUAGUCGCUGACAGCGCCUGAAAUGAUAAGUCUCUAAGGCGUAGGAACGUUGCGGCGGGUGCCCCAGCAAAAUUUAGCACCACUUUUUCGGCGCUCGGGCAACCAGCCCAACGCAACGCGAUCGCGUCCUGAACGCGGGCUCAUACAAGGAGUAAUUUCUGUGUUCCCUUUCGUCGAGCGAUUCGGGUGUUUCUUGAUUUUAGCGGCCUCGUUGUGCGGAAUGGUUUAACGCGUUGUGGCCGACUCGAUUCGCGUGGAAAGGGACAGGAACCUUCGUGAAGGAAACGGUUGAAGUAUUCCGUUUUUUUUUCUACCCAAGUCUACAUAUAAAAGCCUGCUCGCCAUUUGUAGGGGGGUCAUACGUCAGAUGCGUUGCAGAGGAAGUGGAUGUGUCACUGUUUGCAUCUUAGUUGGUGCUAUGGCUUUGAAGGGUGUAUUGUUCGGGGGUUUUGUGGGGGUCCGCCAUGUAAAUGGUCUGCGAAAUGAUUCUUGGGUAGGUAGCUGGCGAGCGCCAUUAUUUAUGGUUCUCGUCCAUUUGGACGGGGUUUCUUGUGGUCAUACCAGCAGGCGUGCUUGUACUACUGCUGAACAUCAUGUUAGGGGGGUACCUUAUGGUGGUUUUAUGUCAAGCUUUUGGCCUCCGAUGGGCACGAUACAAACUCAUCAUACGUGUUUUGCUGUUGUUGUAAACCUGCGGUGAAAACCACUCUCACUUAGGACCGAGUUGAAGCAAGGUAAAAGUGCACACAGGUGAA
This is a messenger RNA of Ectocarpus sp. CCAP 1310/34, 3467 nucleotides long. NCBI's taxonomy places the organism in Eukaryota, Phaeophyceae, Ectocarpales, Ectocarpaceae. The record is from the annotation of a GenBank genome assembly.